UUCGCCCCGUCGGCCAGAAGCGAAGGGUGGGAUUGACUGACCGACGGCAUCACGGCAUCUGGGUUUUAGUCAGGCAGUACGGCGGGCGCCUGGCAGAGACCAGGCUGCAGGGAGAAAAGUCCUUUUCUUGGCUGUCCCCACUUGAAGCGGUUCCCACUUUCGUCUUCUGCUCAAGAUGGUGGCGUCCCGGGCAAUUGGCAGCCUCAGGCGCUUCACUGCCUCUAGGACUCUCCGUUCCCCAGGUUAUUUUUGCCGCAACUUUACAGGAUCGCCUGCUUUGAUGGGCAGGACUCAUAUUAACUAUGGAGUCAAAGGGGAUGUGGCAGUUGUUCGAAUUAACUCACCCAAUUCAAAGGUAAAUACACUGAAUAGAGAACUGCAGUCAGAGUUCGUAGAAGUGAUGAAUGAAAUCUGGGCUAGUGAUCAAAUCAGAAGCGCUGUUGUUAUCUCAUCAAAACCAGGCUGCUUUAUUGCAGGUGCUGAUCUCAACAUGUUAGCCGCUUGCAAGACCGCUCAAGAAGUAACACAGUUAUCACAGGAAGGACAGAAAAUGUUUGAGAAACUUGAGAAGUCCACAAAGCCUAUUGUGGCUGCCAUCAGUGGAACCUGCUUUGGAGGAGGACUUGAGCUUGCCAUUUCAUGCCAAUACAGAAUAGCAACAAAAGAUAGAAAAACAGUAUUAGGUUCUCCUGAAGUUCUGCUGGGGAUAUUACCAGGAGCAGGAGGCACACAAAGGCUCCCCAAAAUGUUGGGUGUGCCUGCUGCUUUUGACAUGAUGCUGACUGGUAGAAAUAUUCGUGCAGACAGAGCAAAGAAAAUGGGGCUAGUUGACCAAUUGGUGGAACCCUUGGGACCAGGAGUAAAACCUCCAGAGGAGCGGACAAUUGAAUACCUAGAAGAAGUUGCAGUUACAUUUGCGAAAGAUCUAGCUGAUAAGAAGAUUUCUCCCAAGAGAGACAAGGGACUGAUGGAAAAACUGACAUCGUAUGCGAUGACUAUUCCAUUUAUCAGGCAACAGAUUUACAAAAAGGUGGAAGAAAAAGUACGAAAGCAGACCAAAGGCCUUUAUCCUGCACCUCUGAAAAUAAUUGAUGUCGUAAAGACUGGAAUUGAACAAGGAAAUGAGGCUGGCUAUCUCUCUGAAUCUCAGCAAUUUGGAGAGCUUGCAAUGACCAAAGAAUCCAAGGCUUUGAUGGGACUUUACUAUGGCCAGGUCCUGUGCAAGAAGAAUAAAUUUGGAGCUCCUCAGAAGGAUGUUAAACAUCUGGCUGUUCUUGGUGCAGGGCUGAUGGGAGCCGGCAUUGCCCAAGUCUCCGUGGAUAAGGGGUUAACAACCAUCCUGAAGGAUACUACACUAGCCGCGCUGGGCCGAGGACAGCAGCAGGUGUUCAAAGGAUUGAAUGAUAAGGUGAAGAAAAAAGUGCUGACAUCAUUUGAAAGGGACUCCAAUUUCAGCAACUUGACUGGACAGCUCGAUUACCAGGGUUUUGAAAAGGCAGACAUGGUGAUUGAAGCUGUGUUUGAGGAUCUCAGCCUCAAGCACCGAGUGCUAAAGGAGGUAGAAGCGGUGAUUCCAGAUCACUGUAUCUUUGCCAGUAACACAUCUGCUCUCCCAAUCAGAGAAAUUGCUGCUGUCAGCAAAAGACCUGAGAAGGUGAUUGGCAUGCACUACUUCUCUCCUGUGGACAAGAUGCAGCUGCUGGAAAUUAUCACAACCGAAAAGACUUCUAAGGACACAACGGCUUCAGCUGUAGCAGUUGGUCUCAAGCAGGGGAAGGUCAUCAUUGUGGUUAAGGACGGCCCUGGCUUCUAUACCACCAGGUGUCUUGCCCCCAUGAUGUCUGAAGUCAUCCGGAUUCUCCAGGAAGGAGCUGACGCAAAGAAACUGGAUUUCCUCACCACAAGUUUUGGGUUUCCUGUGGGUGCUGCCACCCUGGUGGAUGAAGUUGGUGUGGAUGUAGCUAAACAUGUAGCUGAAGAUCUAGGCAAAGCCUUUGGGGAGCGGUUUGGAGGUGGAAGCCUAGAACUGCUGCAUCAGAUGGUAUCCAAGGGCUUCCUGGGUCGCAAGUCUGGGAAGGGCUUUUAUAUCUACCAAGAGGGUACGAAGAAAAGGAAUUUGAAUUCUGAAAUGGAUGGUAUUUUGUCAAGUCUGAAGAUGCCUCCUAAGUCUGAGGUCUCCUCUGAUGAAGACAUCCAGUUCCGCCUGGUGACAAGAUUUGUAAACGAGGCAGUCAUGUGCCUGCAGGAAGGGAUCCUGGCCACGCCUGCAGAAGGAGACAUUGGCGCAGUCUUUGGGCUCGGCUUCCCCCCUUGUCUUGGAGGGCCCUUCCGCUUUGUGGAUCUGUACGGUGCUCAGAAGGUUGUGGACCGGCUCAGGAAGUACGAGGCUGCCUAUGGGAACCAAUUCACCCCGUGCCAGCUGCUAAUUGACCAUGCUAACAGCCCUAACAAGAAGUUUUACCAGUGAGCGGGCCUUGUGCCUUGCUCAGUAAGCGCACUAACCCCUGGCUGCAGACAGCGCUGGGCCUCCAUCAUAGUGGCAUCUAGUUAUCUCUGAGUCACCAGAAGGAAAACCAACACUGGCAUCAGGUUUGCUCCUUGAUUAAAGUGCCUUCAGCCAUGACCAUCUUUCCAUCCUGGUGAAGUCUGACUGUGAAUCAGAUUUUGCACUUCAUCUUGGAAGGUGGAACCCACUGUGCUCGUGGUAUCAUGAGUCCCAAGGCCAAAGUGGCGGCAUCUCUGGGGCCAUCUUCGCUGCCUGUUCCUUCCCAGGAGGCCAUUGGCAGCGAGGGCAAUUCUGCAUCCAGCCAAACACCUGGUAACAAUAAAGCCAAGCUCUACAAGCCUC
Molecule: messenger RNA, 2848 nt
Organism: Choloepus didactylus (southern two-toed sloth)
Lineage: Eukaryota; Metazoa; Chordata; Mammalia; Pilosa; Megalonychidae
Gene: HADHA
Product: hydroxyacyl-CoA dehydrogenase trifunctional multienzyme complex subunit alpha
Exons: 20
Coding region: 176-2467 (763 amino acids)
Biological process (GO): fatty acid beta-oxidation
Cellular component (GO): mitochondrial fatty acid beta-oxidation multienzyme complex; mitochondrion
Molecular function (GO): NAD+ binding; long-chain (3S)-3-hydroxyacyl-CoA dehydrogenase (NAD+) activity; enoyl-CoA hydratase activity
Source: RefSeq, a predicted model, not a curated record